Messenger RNA from Arabidopsis lyrata subsp. lyrata, 2490 nucleotides. RefSeq lists its product as uncharacterized. Bases 126 to 2246 code for a protein of 706 amino acids. The record is from RefSeq and is a predicted model, not a curated record. NCBI's taxonomy places the organism in Eukaryota, Viridiplantae, Streptophyta, Magnoliopsida, Brassicales, Brassicaceae. The transcript has 3 exons.
GCAGAAGCUUUGCCUCACAUGGCAGGUCUCUCCAAAUUCAUCAUCCUUGGAUUUUAUUGAUACAGAGGGGGAAGAGAAGAGAAGACUCAUAAUCUUCAUCUUGAAACCCUAGAUUCCUUAACGAAAUGGCGAUAGAGAUCUCAGUAGAUCUGAUAAACCAACUCAAGGUCUCGCUUCGAAAGGAGGCCAAGCUCUCUUCCGUCGGCGAUUACUCGGACUCAUCCUCCUCCAGCCUUCCCACAUCAGAGGAGGCAAUCGCAGAACUUGAUGCUUCAGCUCCGUACCUUCGUUGCCGGAACUGCAAAGGAAAACUUUUGCGAGGAAUCGAGUCUCUGAUCUGUGUCUUCUGCGGAAAUCAGCAACGCACGAGUGAUAAUCCUCCUGAUCCCAUCAAAUUUACCUCCACUUCUGCUUACAAAUGGUUUCUCAGCUCUCUUAAUCUCCAUGGAUCGGAGAUGGUAGAGCCACUUAAGGAAACGGAUGGAUCAAGCAGAGGAGCUACUAAGGCACCCGUCUUAAAAGGAAUUGCUUUGUCUAAGUUUCUUGAUUUGGAAAUACAAUGGUCUGCAAGUGAGGAUAAGUCUAUAAACAGUGGACCUGAUGAUGAACAAUCAGUGCAGAAUAAAAACCCUCUGAAUCUAGGCGGAAUUAAUCUUGAUGAUUUUUUCAUUGAGGGGAGAGGAGAUCUUUCCAAAGUGGAGCCAGCAGAGAUCAAACCUGUGGAAGAUGAUGAUGAUUUUAAGGAUCCACGUAGUCUUAGCUUAUUUGAUAGUGUAAAGAGUGAGGGAGUUGUUGGAUCUCAACAGCAUGAAAAUUUUGGUUUGUUUGACAAAAAAGAUGCACAUAAGAGUGUUUCUUCUGGGGAACAUGAGAAUCUUAGUUUGUUUGCGGGACGAGAUGCGCAGGAAAGUGUUUCCUUAGCAGAGCAGGGAAACUUUGGGUUCUUUGAGGAAAAAGAUGGUCAGAACUCUUUCAAAGAGAAUGAAAACCUUAGUUUGUUUGAGGGUAAAGUUGCUCAGAAAACUAGUUCUUCUAAAGAGGAUGAAAGUUUUGGUUUGUUUGAGGGUAAAGAUACUCAGAGAAAUAGUUCUUCCAAAGAGGAUGAAAGUCCUGGUUUGUUUAUGGGGAAAGAUGCUCAGAGAACUAGUUCUUCUAAAGACGAUGAAAGUUUUGGUAUGUUUGAAGGUAAAGAAGAUGCUCAGAGAAAUAGUUCUUCUAAAGAGGAUGAAAAUUUUGGUUUGUUUGAGGGUGCACCAUCAUCAACUGCUGACCUUAAGUCUUUUGAUGACAAGAUCGUUGCCACUUCUUCUGAUUGGGAUUCUGACUUUCAAUCUGCUGAUCAUAAUCCUUCUCAGAAAAAGGUUGGUGGUGACCCGUUUGUAAGUUCUCCAGUUGAUUUGGCUGCUCAUAUGGAUUCUGUCUUUGGUUCCGGAAAAGAUUUACUCUAUGCAAAACCUGGUGAUUGGUUGCAAGAUGAUUUAUUUGGUAAUGUCACUGGUGAGGCCCAAAACAGCGACUCAGCUGUCCAUGAUAAGAAUGAGGGACAGGUUGUGGGCGGCAAUGGAAGUUCAUCCAUGGAUAUUGAUUGGAUCGGAGAUGAUCUAUGGCAAACCAAUGAAAAGAAAUCCAUUGAGAAGACCCCCACAGAUGUUAAUGAUGAUGACGAUGACUGGAAUGAUUUUGCAAGCUCGGCUAACUCCAAGACUCCUAAUAAUCCACUUUCUCAAACCAUGGAAAGUUCUCAAGAUGAAUUUUUUUAUGGACAGGCGCAAGUUAAGAAUGGUGUUAAAGAACAGAGCGUAGAUGAGAAGCAGAAUACCGUGAUGUCUGACAUAGGCAAAGGUCAAGAAGAUGAUAUCUUUGGGACUUGGGAUAGUUUCACAUCCUCAACCAUUCCGCAGACCUCUGGUGAAAAAUAUCCGAAAAUGAACUUGUUUGGGGAAAAUAACAAUCAUAGAGACCUUGAUUUUGAUAGCAUCUCACGUUCUGAUUUCUUUUCUGAAAGUAGUGGCGGCAAAACCAACUCAGAGGAAGUCAAAGUCAUACCUUCAGGAACCUCAACCUUAGACAGAACGAGUGACCCUGAUGGUAGUAAAGAUCAAACAGUUGAUCUUGUUGUAGGCACAACGACAACAGCUCCCAAGUCAAAGAGUGAUGUAGCGGAGGAGCUGAUGUCACAGAUGCAUGAUCUCUCGUUUAUGCUCGAGACCAAACUUUCUGUGCCUCCAAUCUCCAAGACAGAGUAAUAUUUAUCACAUUGUACUCUCCAUCUCUCUUGCGGUCUCUUGUUUUUACUGGGGCUUGGAGAUUGCUUGUUUUCACGUAUAUAUAUUUCAUUUUUAAUAACUUCAAGGAUCCAAUUUUACUUGCUCUGUAGCCACAUGUGGUUGUUAGUCUAGUGGUGUUGUUCGUUCGGUUACUUCCAUUGAUCCUGGCCACUUGUGUACACUUACAUAACAACUGAGAGAAGUUCUUUCGAUUUCAGCUCAA